Archocentrus centrarchus (flier cichlid) is the source of this 9463-nucleotide messenger RNA. It is a transcript of the gene cfap46, whose product is annotated as cilia and flagella associated protein 46. Gene Ontology annotation, molecular function: protein binding. The transcript has 59 exons. NCBI's taxonomy places the organism in Eukaryota, Metazoa, Chordata, Actinopteri, Cichliformes, Cichlidae. The record is from RefSeq and is a predicted model, not a curated record. The coding region runs from base 225 to 7946 and encodes 2573 amino acids. Gene Ontology annotation, biological process: axoneme assembly; cilium movement involved in cell motility.
GUUGCUUAGCAACGCUCCCAAACUGAAACCCACUGAUGGAUGGAGUAAAAUUCAAGAAAGUAUUUAUAUUUCCGUAGACACUGGGUUGCUGUUUAUUCAAGAGAUUAAUAGUUAAGUAGGGUAUUUACAAUAACCGCGUACUGGCUAACAGCCUACUCCUUUCACACCUUUUAAACGGAGUGGAUUAGAAGUAAAUUGUUACUAGUUUACGUUUGCUAAUCGACAUGGACCUCGAUAUUCGUCAAUAUCUGACUAAGGCUAAGGAGCACCAAGAUUGUGGCGCUCUGCAGUCAGCCUACGACUUAAUCAAGGGGGCGACAGUAGUUGGAGGCAGCGGGCGAACUCCACGCAUUGAUCCGGAGUGGUGCGUCCUGUGCGCUGAGGCUGGGCUACAGCUGGGCUGUGUGGAGAUAAGCACAGCGUGUCUAAAGAUGUACUUUGAAGGGAAUCCGCCGGCUAAUCAAUUUUUGUGUCGAGCCUACCUCUGCCAGGGCCAGCUGAAGUCUCCGCCGGCCACUGGGAGUGUGGAGGACUUCGAAGAGGCUGUGAUGUAUUUUCUGAAGGCAAUUGAAACUUCAAAGCGUGAACCAAGACACCACUUCAUGGUGUUCAACGCCUCAGUGCUGUACUUCCAGACAGUGCAUCCUCUCCUGCAGCCAGGGCGGAGCCUCCACCUGGUGCCCUCUCUCAGGCAGGUGGUGCAAAGUCUGGAGGAGGUGGCAGACCAAGACCACAGCUGGAGGGCUGAACUUAUGAUGCACCUGAUCAAAUGUCUUAUGGACUCCAGGAAAGUUGAGGAUGCAGCAAAUUUUGCAAAAGUUACAGAAGAAUUCAUCAAGUCACACAUUCCACAUCUUUAUCCAAGACUCUUUGCUUUAUUGGUACAACACCAGCUGUCAGAGAGUGACGUCCUCCUGGAAACGAGCAGGCAAUGCACUACCUUAGCAGUCAUUUACGAAAUGCAGGAAUUGAAAAACAGGUUGGAAGGAUUAGACAAGGACAAGCUGACAAAAGAGAAUUCUGCCAAGCUCGAGGAGAUUUUCUGUCUCUUGGUGGAUUGUACCAAAGAGCCUGCUACACCUCUGAACUCUAGUCCUCUUCAGAGCUCAGCGCCCAUCCAGCCAUCUGACAGAGUUGCCUUCCUCCUGGAGUUGGCUCUGCUGGCCUUGCAAGUGAAGCAUCAGAAAGUAGCUGCCGACUGUUUGAAAGAGCUGAAGUCGUCAGGAGAGGCUAGUGUUGGCCAGCGCAUAGUAAUGGAAUGUGUCCACUGUGAAAUCAACCUCCUGAAGAAAGAGGCGAAGAUGAAUGAAUAUUCCAAAGCCAGUGUAGAGGCCCGACUGAAGGAAAUAGGCAAGCUGGAUCAGUGGCUGCAGACUGCAGUGAGGGAGGGGGGCCCUCAGGCUGUGCAGGCAGUGUGUGCUACCCAGUGGAACUUCUGCCUGCCGCUUUUGCAGCACAACCUCAGGAAUCGCAUCAAGACACCGCUGCUCAGGGUCGCCCAGGCACUGGAAGAGAUGCAAAGCAUGUUGCUGGAGCUGCGCUGUCAAGUCCACUCAGAGCUGGCAGUAACUGAAGAGGAGGAGGGGCGCCUGGAGGCUUCUUUGACUCACCUUCGGAAAGCCAUGCUGCUGGAUAACGGGACACAACAAGAACGCCUGUCUUCAGCUUUCCACCUCCUGCAGCUUAGGCAGACCCUCUACCAAACCCCUUCCCGCAUUCAGGAUAAAGCCGCAAUGCUUAUGCAGCAGGCUAGAGACAUGCACCCCGAAGAUAAGACAGACUUUCGACCCAUCCUGGUCGAUGUGGGCCUUCUUUUGGCCCCUGAUGAUUUUCAGAUGGUGCUGGAUGCAGAUGACACUUCAAAAAUUCCCGCAGGCGGUCUUGGAUCUGGACCAGUGGCUCAGCUCGCUGCAAAGGCUCAGCAUCACUCUGCAUCUGUACAGAGGGUGGAAGGACACAUGGCCAGACAAAGAAGUGAUGCAGAUCACACAGAGAUGGUGAGGUUGUGGGCAACAUUAGCAAAGACAGCCAGGAAACAUGAAGUCUGGGGCGUGUGCCGAGCUGCUUGUCGAUUCUGUUUGCUCUAUGAUGAUGGGAGAUGGCAAAAGUCUGACACUUUCAGCUGCUCAGAGGGAGAAAGCUGUGGAAGCCAAAGCUUUGUGCGACUGCUGCGCCUUUUAGCUGAAAUUCACUUCAUCAGUGCUGAGGCCACCAUUCAAAAGCUACUUGAAGAGGGGGUGCAGCUAAAUAGCCCUGCUGUCCCGCCACAGGAGAAAUGGCUUUGUGUGUCAGAAGAGGAUCCACACUGGAUUAUUUACAGGGACUGGAUCCAGGCUCUAUGUGCCUACACCACCUCCAACUUCUUGCGGGCAGGGGAGCUCGGAGCAGAGAUCAGAGAGUCGUGGGUGGUAGCUAAUGCAGCCAUUUACCUGUGGAAUUAUAAUAGCCAUUUGCUUGCAGCUGGGGAAUACAUACUCCUGCUUCCCACCUUCCAGAGUCUGGUGGACAUGCUGCAGAAGACGGGGUACAUCGGGAACCGUGCUCUUUUUGUGCUGCUGUGUGAUGCUGUGGCCCAAGGGUUGAUUCAGCCUCUGUCUGGACCAGACAACAUUGUUCCAGCUCCGGCAGAAGACAAGGGCAAAAAAAGAGCCGAGAAGGGCAUAGCAAAGGCUGCCAGUGCCUAUGGGGUUUUCUUAGACCCUGCUGGUCUCCAGGAUGUCCACAAGGCAUUAGAGCUGUGUGAGUACGCCCUUCGAAUAUCAACCGUCCCAGGGGAGACCGUCCCCAUCGCAGCAAGGAAACGGGUUUUGGCCACGUGGGUGCAGAUCAAUGGACUCUUGCAUCAGGAGAUUGGCUCAAAGAUCGAUAUGCUCAAGAGUGAGAAUGAGGACAUGUCUGCAAUGACGUGUGUGCUGGCUGGAGUGGAGAUGCUCCAAUGCAAUAGGAACGGGCGGCAUAUGGAGUUCUCUGUUCCCAGUCUUUCCACACUGGUGAGCAUGGCCUCUGAAUGCAGAUGGUCUGAUGCCGUGGUGGAGUUGCAGGUGUGGUGCCAGCUGGCUGCCUUCUGCCACGAUGUCAAGGACUACAACUUAGUGUGCAGCUGCACCGACAGGGCUCUGCAGCUGGAAGACGCAACCGCAAAGAGUCUCAACACCAUGCCAUGUGUUCUGUAUGGCCCGACUGCAGUGAAUGAAAUGCUCAGCAUUGCAACCUACUUAAGAGGCUUGAGCUUAGUCCACGAGUCCAGUGGAGAUCUGGACUCUUACAGGGAGGCUAUGAAAGUGCUCCUAUCAAGUAUCAGUUAUGCAGAAAAAGCUGGCAGUCCAGCGUUGUGUGUCACAGCUGCCAAGCAUUACUGGAAUACUUGUCUACCUCUGACACGGAGUGCUGAGGAAAGACGGAAGCUCCAGAAGCACCUACAGAUGAUCCUUAAUGCCCUGGUUCAUACCACCAAACAGGAAAAUCAGCAGAGCAAAGUGAAAAGACCGCUGAUCUUGGCAACACUGCCUCUUGGGAGAUUAAAACAUGGAGCAACAACUGAAGAGGUCCUAACGCUGAGAGCAGCCAUUUACUGUUUGUUGUUCCAAAUCUGCAUCGACGAAGACGACUUUGAAAGUGCUCUGCAGCUGCUAGACAAAGCUACGAGAGACAUGCCUCGCACCAGACAUCGGCUACCUCUGCUCAAAUACUGCGUGCUGGUGAAAGCACGCCUGGGAAAGAACAUACUGCUGGACAUGCAGAAAUUAGAAGAUGAAGGAGAGCAGUGCUGUUCAUUCAUGUGGCAUCAGGCAGCACUGUGUGCUGACACUGUAGCCAAACAACUGACUUACUACCAGAAAGCCAUCACUUCUCUCACGAGCACAGAGACUCAGUGGCAGAAGGUCAGCUUCCUGUUAAGUUUUGGACAGUGGCUGUACAGUCACAAUUUCCACAAAGAGGAUGCCCAGCACCAGGUUCAGUGGGGAAUAGAUAUCCUUCUACACUUGGAACCUGAGCAGGCACAUGGAGUAGAGGAUGAGACUGUAGAGAGGGAUUUGAGCCCUGUGAAAAGUGAGCACCUGCUUGGAGUCCAGGGUUUGUUAUUUACACAAAAGGUGUCCAGUGUGAAGGAGGUGCGUCGCCUGGACUACUUGAUACAAGCACACACUCUGCUUGCCAUCAUGGAAGACAAGACUUCACCUGAGCACCAGCUUAACCUGCUCAGAGCCUACACUUUUGUGCUCCAAAUAUGGCAGGUUUCUAUGGCGGUGGCAUGUGAGAUUUCCAGUGAGAUGGCAAAAAGUGAGGCACUCCAGCCUCCUACCUCUGCUGAAUCCAAAAAAGGCAAAGACAGGGGCAAAGGCAAAAAAGCCAAGGAGCCUACCCCCGCAGAAGAAAGGCCUAAAUCUGUUAUCUUGGAUCAGACACCUCCUUCCACCCCGAGGGACUGGGCCUGCUUUGUCUGUCCUCACCAGGCCAGGCAGAUAUUCAGAACCAGCAGCAACCCCCACUGCAUCAGCACUCACAGCAUUACAAAGCAGAACCAAAGCCUAUUUUAUCUCAGCCUGCUGGAAGAGGAACUGCAUCUGCUCUCACUCGACCACCUGACUCUUCCUGUCAUGCAUCUAGCUGAGACCAUUGCUCAUGAUCUGUUGGAUAGUAAAAGCCUCUCCGACCUCUACAGGCUUCGAAUAGUCAGGACCUGUGUUCAGCUGGGUUUGGAGACACAUUCACCAUAUCAGAAGAAGCUUCUGACUCUGGGUGAAAUCCCAGAACGAGAACAAAUGGGGUGCCACAGAGCCAUAGUGCUUUCAAAGGAGAGGAGCAGCCUUCGCAGAGCUUGUAACCAGAAAGGAGAGAUGGAUGAGAGUACGCCAGACAUUUGGCUGGACAAAGCUGGGGUUUGCCUCAGUAUGGGACUCUAUCAGUCAGCCAGACAGCUCCUGGCUGAGGCCCACAUGGUGUCUAUGGUGCUCGGAGACCAGAAUUCUAUGUCAAGAAGUUUGCUCUAUCUGGCCAGUCUGGCUUGUAAAGAGCAGAACCAUGCCCAGGCUCUGAUUCUGCUGGACAAAGCUCACGCCCUGGGUGGGGAUGAGGACUUCUGGUACCUCUUCGCCCUUACCAAGGUCACGGCUGUGGUAGGCCAGAGACACAAAGAUUCACAAACAAAGGUAGAUCACAUUAUAAAACAAGGCUGUGAGGCUCUGAAGCUGGUCCUGGAUCAGCGGGUAAACCGAGCCCCAGAGCUCACAUUCUUGAUCAUCUCAUUAGAGAAGAGAGGAGCCUUGGAAUCUAUGUGUUCCAUUGGGAGUGGGGAACCUUUGGUGACACUCCACAGUGAGGCUUUCCAGAGGCUAAUGGCUGCCUGUGACACACUCAGAGAGUGUGCCACUGGCUUCACUAAGCUCGGCUAUAGACAACAGGCAGCAGAGGCACAUGGAGAGUGUGCACAAGGUCUGAGGAUCCUAGCCAGCCAUACUACCGAGAGAGAGUUAAAACAGCGCUUCCUGCUUAAUGGGCUCUCCCAGUUGCAGCUCGCUGUCACAGUGCAAGAACACGUGGUACUGAAUGCUCAGAGUCUGCUCCCCCCACAGGAGGAGAGACAUGGACUGUCACUGGCAGCCACACAGAGGUUGCUGCGCCUCCGGCUGGCCCUGGCUGAAUUUUGUCUGUCCAUGCUGGAGGAGCGCUGUGCCGAGGAGACACGGCAAGCUUUGGCCCGCCAGAAGAAGACCCCAGCUGAAAUAGCACUGGAGGAGAUUUCACGCUGCACACCUGAACCUAAUUCUACAGAAGAGGAAUGGAUGAGUGUGGGAAUAACCUUGGGGCAGAUUGCUCUAGGCCAGCUGGCUGCAGUCAGCGCUCGCUCCCUGGACAACGUGGAGAACAGAGCUCGCUUCCUGAACUUAAUGGGAAAGUAUAUGAGACUGCUGGCUGUGCUGGAGGAUCCCAUUUAUCUAUAUUCUCUGUGGGACACAAAUAAGCAGAAGGAAGCCUGGUCUGAUCCUAAAGUUGUUUCCAUGGCUGAGGAGGAUUCAGAGAAAGAUGGAAGAUCAAGCAGAAAAAGGCUGCAAAUGACCUCUGCCAAAAGUUCUGAGCUGCAGAAACGCCAGAAAGCUCAGCAACUGUUGGCGCAAGCCACCAAACCAUUGGCUGAGGCCAUCAACCUGUGUCUCCAACACAGUUUAUCCCCCUCCAUCUUGGCUGGUGCUUCUCUAAACAUGUUGGAGUGUCAUGGCCAAUCUGACCCUGCAGUGGCAGGUCAACAUCUUGCCCUGUUUCAGAGCUGCUGCACUGUUGCUGUGAUGGCUGAGGUCCUAAGUUCUGUCUGUGCUGACACCGGUGCAUCCCAGCUCUCAGCUCUGCUCAGCAUCCGCAGGAGUCUGCUCCUUUCUCACGAGGAGAGACCCAGCAGCAUGAUAAAGGGAGUGGAGGACUCCCUCAGCAGCCUGUCUAAGACCUUCAGCCACCUGACAGUCAACUCCAGCCACCUGAGCAUCCUGGGAGAACUCCCACCCACACUGAAGAUCUUUCUGCUUCAACACUCUGAAAAUGGGUCCGAACUUUACGGCGCUCUCUAUGAGGCAACCAAAGCUCAAAAGGGAAAGACAACACAAGUUACAGGUAGCUUGACCUGCACUAGGGUGGCCAAGGUUUCAGUCUGCCCGCAGGCUCUGGUGGCACUGAGGGAACAGACUGGGGCUUUUUGCCAGGAGACAAGACUUGCUCUCCUCAAUAAAGACUCAUGGCACGGCGCUGAGGACGGGCUGGAGGCCUCUGAGGAACAUCUGGUUUUCCCCCAUAAAUCUGCAGGAGAAGAAGAGUUAGCAGGUCGCUUCAGAGAACUUGUAAAAGAUAUGGAAGACUAUUUAAAUCCACUUCUCACACAGUUUGACUUCUCUUGCUUAAGGUCAAAUGCUGUGUCACUGCCAGUACCUGAAGCGGAGAAAACCAAAGAGAAAGAAGAGAAAGGGAGCUCAGUUAAAAUGCCAACUGAUCCAGGGGAAUAUGUGGUGGUACUGGCAGACAGGAAUUUGCUGGAGCUGCCUCUGGAAUCUCUGUCCAUCCUGCAAGAAGAAGGCCUGAGCUCUGUGACACGAGACUUUUCCCUUCAGCUUUUUUACAGUCGCCUGAAGAAGGAAGAACAAAAAGUUGAAAGCGACAACAAAAAGGAGACCAAGGGUGGCAGGGGAACUAAAGCGAGGGGAGAUCAAAGCCAAGCCAUCAAAGCGGUACCUGCCAAUCAUGUGCUGCCUUCUAACACCUUCCCAUUGGACACACGUAACUUCAAAUAUCUUGUUGACCCUUACAAUAAAGGCCACUUUGGACGGACUAGUCUGAGCAUGAAGAUGAAGGAGAUUUUGGAAACCCACAGCCAGCAUUUAACCCAUCUGUGGGAGGGCUUCAUGGGCAGCAAACAAACACCCAGCCUGUCGGAGAUGGAGCAGAUGUUGUGCAGAUGCAGUGCCUUUCUUUACCUGGGGGUGGAACACUUCACGGCAAACGUUCCACCCGCCAAACUCGCAGCCCUCAGUUUGUCUGAGUGUCGCAUGGCUCUGCUGUUUGACCAGGUUCACAACAAGGCCAGUGUUCUCCAUCAGUCAAAGCGUGACAUGCAGCAGAGUGCAGGAACGUUUGUCCUGGAGAACCCCUACGAGACCGCUCUGUUGCUGAGUCUGAGUGGUGUUGGCUGUAUUGUCCUGAACCAGUGGCACAGCAGCUUUCACCAGAACACUCGUAAUGUGGCCGCUGUUUUAGACAAUAUGCUAAGGAUCCGACAAACCUCUGGCCAGGCCGUACAUGCCCUUAGAAAAGGGGACAAUACAGAGAUGCCACAUCACAGGGUCAAAGGAUCAUAUGAUCAGGAGCUCCUCAGUGACUCAAAUGAAGGAAAGGAAGAUGAUGAUCUCACACCAUCAGCCUUCAACUGCAUUCUUUAUGGACUUCCUAACUUAAUUCUUAUGUAAUAAUCUGGAUAUUGUCAAUAUCUCACAGUUCAACACAUGCAGGCAGCUUUGCAAACAGUGCUUUAUGCUGCAACUAAAGCUUCUUCAUUAAAAAAAAAAAAAAAAAAAAAAAAUUCAGUGGUUUCAAUAGUGAUUUCACCAUAUAUAGUAGUGCCCAACUCUGUAGGACUGCAGCCUAGCAAUAUAUGAAGUAUGUAGAAUGCACUGUCCGGAUUGGUCACCGUGAUUACCAAACAGGGGUCCAAAGAACCAAUGGUUCAGUAAGUGUGUUUGACAAACAAGCUGCUGGUCUGUUUGGGUCAGCAGGCGUGUUAACACCAUAUUUUUAGCUGCUCCAGUCCACCGCUUGUUUGUUUUGUACAGCAAAGGUUAAAGUAGAUUAGGAAGCUAAAAUGAAAGUAUGCAGGUAAAAUUGACAGAUUGCAAACUUUGCGGCAGGCUGACAGCAGCCGUCCUCUAUUUCUAGCAGAGAUACCUGCAGCAUGCAUAUUAUUUUUUAUUUAUAUCUACUAAUAAUUAAUGCUAUAUCCUUUGUUGUCCUGGUGCAGAAAAAAUGUUAUGUCACUAACUACCAAAGUAUCAUUAAUGUCUUUACAUUAGGCAUAUAGAUCUAUUAAAUGUGAGAUUGGGUGGUGCAGUGGCUAAUACUGUCACAUCAUAGCAAGAAGAUCCUGCGUUCAAAUCUGCUGUCCUCUCACAGUCCAAAGACAUGCAUAUUAGGUUAAUUAGUGAUUUUAAAUUGUGAAUGAUUGUCUGUCUCUUCAUGUUGGCUCUGCAAUAGACCGGUGACCUGUCCAGGGUUAUACCCUGUGAAAGCUGGGAUAGGCUCCGGCACCCCCGUGACUCUAAAUUGGAUAAGUGAUUAAGGAAAUAAAUGGAUAGAUGACUGUGAGAAACCAUUUUGCACAAGGACAGAGCUUAAAAACUACGGCUUGUGUAGUAUUGAUUGUAGUGAAGCAGCUUCAUCUUGUACCUGCAGCUACAGUUCUGUUACUGCUUUGUUUUCUCAGGAUCUUUUCUGUAAACUGCAAGCAGUCGAUGCUGGUUUAGUCUGCUCUACACAGUGUUUGCCAGACUUCUUUUGUUUUCCCAUGUCAAAUUAAAUGACCCUAGUUUUACCCGUUGCUAACAGGUUCUGCCAAACUGUGUAAAAAUGAAAGCUGCUUUUAGUUGAUCCUGACAGAAGCAGAAAGUGAGACUUAAAAUAAAUGUAAAUGUGUGCACUCAUUUCAGUUUAGGGAGUGUCUUUAUCAGAUAUUGUAGGACACUAAAUGUUAAUUUAGCAAAUUUCCUAAAUGGUAAAUAAAAGAAAUAAAAGAAAAAAUUAAGACAGUAUAUUUAUUUUCUCUGUUACCUGGUUGUUGAAGUUUCCACACAACAGAGUAUUUCUGCACCUGGGAAAAAAAACAGUUAUGUACUGUAUAAUGCUCUAUUUGUGUCUGUGUCUGAUAAAUUAGUUAAGUGAGCUUUGUGCUGAUGAUGCAUAAACUUAGCACAAAAAAUAAGGAAAUUUAUGU